This is a messenger RNA of Vigna radiata var. radiata (mung bean), 2062 nucleotides long. RefSeq lists its product as uncharacterized. The record is from RefSeq and is a predicted model, not a curated record. The transcript is spliced from 2 exons. The coding region runs from base 317 to 1150 and encodes 277 amino acids. NCBI's taxonomy places the organism in Eukaryota, Viridiplantae, Streptophyta, Magnoliopsida, Fabales, Fabaceae.
CCACUUGGUGAAAUUGGCUCCCGAGUUGCCCCCUGUAAACCUUCCUCCUUCUGUUCGUGUGGUUUCUCAAACUGCUUUUAAAGGGUUCCGGUGUGGUACGUCUAAAGUUUAUCCUCCUGGAGGUGGUGUAGCUGUUUCUAGAGAAGAUCAUUUUGCUUCUCAAAUUCGUCAUGGCGAGAAAUCUGAAAAUGUUCAUCCUGUUAUAGGUGCAAAGCCUGCAUUGAAUGACACUGUCACAGAUUCUCAGUCAGAAAGAUUUGAAACUGUCGAAGGCAGAUCUAUUCAGGCAGAAAAAGGUACCUGUACCGAUCUUGAGAUGCAUCCUCUCUUGUUCCAGGUCACUGAAGAUGGCAAUGUGCCUUAUUACCCAUUGAAAUUUAGUUCUGGCACUUCUAGUUCCUUCAGCUUCUUCUCAGGAACCCAACCACAAUUAAAUCUCAGUCUCUUCCAUAGCUCUCAGCAACAAAGCCACAUUGAUUGUGCUAACAAGUCCUUAACAUCAAAAAGUUCCAUUCUAAGAUCUGGAGGCAUUGAUUUUCAUCCACUUCUACAGAAAUCUGGUGAUGCACAAUCACCUAAAUUUGAUUCCAAUAAGCUUGAAUCACUGGGCACUAGUGGUGUGUUGGCAAUAGCGAAUAGAUCUUCUGGCCUUACUGACAAAUCUAAUGAACUUGAUUUGGAGAUUCACCUUAGUUCUGUAUCUGGAAGGCAGAAAUCUGUGAAAAGUAGACAGGCAAAGGCACAUGAUCCAGCAGGGUCCAAAAAAACUGUAGCAAUUAGUGGAAUAGCGAGGGAAUCUCUAGAGGACAGUCCUCAUGGUCAGCAGGGUGGGGAAAAUGUUUCAGCAAGCGGUCGUGGGCUGGCUUCAAGUUACCCUUUGGUUGAUCCUAAUGAUAACAUUGCCAGAUAUGAUGUAGAUGAUAUCGGUGAUCAGUCUCAUCCUGAGAUAGUGAUGGAGCAGGAGGAGUUAAGUGAUUCUGAGGAAGAUAUGGAAGAACAUGUAGAGUUUGAGUGUGAGGAGAUGACUGAUUCUGAUGGAGAGGACGGUUCUGGCUCUGAACAAGCUCAUGACGUUCAAAAUAAGGAGGUCUCAAUUUCUUCUGAAGAAAAUGUUGUAAAGUAUAUGGCUUGCAUGAAAAAAAUCAGGUGAGCCAAGGGCCAAUUCUGAUGCUCAAGUUGAUGGCGGUCUCCUUACAAAUAAUACAGCUUUGACAAAUGAGGAACAAGAUGACCGAAGUAGUUCUUCAUGGCUAAGUUUAGACUGUGCUCGGCACGUAAUCCUGUACUUUCAGAGUCCAUACUUGGACACGGUACAAGUAUGAUUGGGGAAGCUUCUGCUUCUAGAAACUUCUCAAUUGGUAAAGUUGUCACAGAGGAGAGACAUACCAUAGACAUAGUACAACAGCCAACUGUUGGUCCUCACGUGUCUACCACUCCACGAAUACCCAGGAAGCGUUUUGGCAAACCAAAUGCAAAUUUAAAUAUAGGUCUGACUGUUGAAAGAUCAAGCAAUGAUGGUAAUAAUGAAAAUGGUUGAUUUAAAUAUUCUGGCAAGUGGGGUUCGAUAAGGAUUGACUAUCGAAAGGUCAGGCCACCAUGGGUUGAUUGUAAUGUUCUGUCAAAUGGAGUGCAAAUAUAAUUGAAUUUUGCACGGUCACGCCAUGAUGAUAAUGUGGAAGUUCGUUGAUUGGUGCACCAUCUGAACUAACUGAGCUUGUUUUUGUUGUUGUUGCUUGGCAUCUAAUAUUGUUGUUGCUAGUGCUGGACGACAGUUAACAAGAAAAUAAUGGGAGAAUCUUCAAUUUUUUGGACGUGCUGCACUAAGAAUUGAGACUUUAAUUUUGAACUAUUGUUACUAGCAAUGGUUGAAGGUAUAUUGUCUUUGUAAAUAUGUUGCUAGAGGUCAUGGGCAAAAUUGGCCUUGGUUCUUUUCUUAUGGUGGAAGUAAUGAAUUGUAUAUGCUAACCUUAUUACUGUUAACUAAUUCUGAUGUCCCAACAAGUAAUGUUCAAGAAUGUGCCCAGAGCAUGUUGGCAAGCAAUCCUUUGGACUUUCCUUUUCA